GCACAGCCUUUACACACAGCGUCUCUGUCCAGUACGUCUGUUGACACUUCCAUCGCCAGGCAACAGAAGCAUGAGACGAGGGGCACUGGUAAUCCUUGCUCUCCUGGGGGUGAGCUCUGCCCUCUCCCCCUCCACAUACCUCACCCCAGCUGACAAGGAGAGGCUGAAGCUAGUCCUAGACCCAGCGUGGUCUCUCUCAGACCUCGCACAAGUCCUUUAUGCUUCAGCAGGCUACAAGCACUUAGGCCAGCCCAUCCCCAAUGAACAGGGAGUUUGCAAUUUCGUCAAGAGCUCUGCUGGUGAUGGAGCAACAGUCGAAACUCUGUUUUUGGCUUCCUCAGCCGGCAAAGCACUUGGGUGCCCUGUGGCAGCCACUGCAGCCUCCAAGCAGGCUGUAAGUGAUGCCAUCCGAGAAGGGGCCUCUCCCCUGGAGCUCUUCCAUGCUGUCACUGCCGCCACAAAUCUCGGGGUUGAGGUAGAUGUUGCCAAGGUCUUGAGGGCCACACAGAUGGCUUUGAAGAAGGAUGACAGCGUCCUCAGCUUGGGCUAUGCCUUCCACGUUGGGUCUCAGCUCCGUGGGGAAGUCAGCAGCAUCUUCGAGAGGAUUGAGGAUGCUAUAGUUCAGGCAGAUGAAGUUGAUGGGCGGAUGCUGCAAUUUGAAGGAGGAUUAUCAAUAACUGCCCUGGUCUUAAGUGGUGCCUACAAACUGGCUGAGAAUUCAAACAAGGCUCCACCAAUCAAGCCUGACCAAGCCGUCAAGUUUGCCAAUUACCUGAUGUCGCGCAAGUCUGUGCAGGUGCCCAAGGGGGUCUACUACCUCUUGGAAGCUGUGUCCAUGUUCACCAGCAACAGGUUCCAUAUCCCAGUUGCCAUCACACUGGCCAGUAAUGUAGCAGUUAGUGCUGAUGCUCCUCGUGUCCAGGUACGUGUAACAGACCUGAAGGGCAGCAGUCUUGGUUCCCUACGCGUUGUUGCAGAUUCUGCCACGCGUGACUCGGAUGAGGUUGUCAUAGUGUCCAAGGAGGAAUUGUCUCCACUUGCUGGCCAAGACGGAGUGUAUGAAUUUGAUGUGAUGUCCCGCCAGCCAGAGCGAGGCUUUUACCGCCUGGUGGUGAGCACCGUCACCUCGGAUUCACGCCUGGUUGGUCACAUGGCUGCUCAGCUUACCUUCAAGGUUCUCACAGCCAUUGAUAUCCAGGGUGUCGAGGUGGGAACAGCUGACUCCGACCGCUCCACAGCCCCAAGCCUGCAGAAGUUGACUUACCCUAAUAAGCUACCCAGUGAACUUGUAGCCGACCAGCACCAGCGCGUGUUGCUGCGCUUCAUCGUGCGGGACCUAGCAUCAGGGCGUUCAACUGAGGUCCAUCAAGCCUUCGUCAAAAUCACACACAUUGAGUCCAAGCGUGAAAUUAUAUUUGUGGCCGAGACAGACUCAAAUGACGUCUACAAGUUUGAUAUGGAUGUCAGCAAUAACGUCAAGGAGUUUGGUGGAGUUAGUGGCUCAUACUCUAUGGAGCUGAUCAUUGGUGAUGCGUCCAUCAGCAACCCAACCCUGUGGCAUAUUGGGGAUGUCUCCCUUUCCUUCCCUGAGGGCAGUGUGUCUACCCCAUCCCAGGACUACACUUAUAAGGCUCGUCCAGAGAUCCAGCACGAGUUCCGCAAGCCCGACCCUCGUCCCUCUACCCUUGUGUCCCUGACUUUCACCAUGUUGUGUCUAGUGCCUCUGUUGCUGCUCUUGGCCAUGUGGGCAAAGCUUGGCGUAAACCUCGCCAAUUUCCCUGUAUCUUUGUCAGCAGUUGUAUUCCACGUUGGUCUUGCAGCUAUUAUGGGACUCUUCUGCUUGUUCUGGCUCCAACUAGACAUGUUCACCACCCUCCGCUAUCUGUUCAUGGUGGGCGUCGUCACCUUCUUCUCAGGGAACUCGAUGCUGUCAAACAUCGCAGCUAAUAGGAAGGAGUGAGUAUCAGCCUCCCUCUGGCC
Molecule: messenger RNA, 1980 nt
Organism: Penaeus indicus
Lineage: Eukaryota; Metazoa; Arthropoda; Malacostraca; Decapoda; Penaeidae
Gene: OstDelta
Product: dolichyl-diphosphooligosaccharide--protein glycosyltransferase subunit 2-like
Exons: 14
Coding region: 71-1960 (629 amino acids)
Biological process (GO): protein N-linked glycosylation
Cellular component (GO): oligosaccharyltransferase complex; membrane
Source: RefSeq, a predicted model, not a curated record